Coregonus sp. 'balchen' is the source of this 15830-nucleotide messenger RNA. Lineage: Eukaryota; Metazoa; Chordata; Actinopteri; Salmoniformes; Salmonidae. The record is from the annotation of a GenBank genome assembly.
ACUGCCAGAGGCUGUGCCCACACUGUCUAUCUCCCCUGUCCCUCCUCAUCAACCAGCGAAUCAACGGCCUUGCUGAGACUGGGUAGGUCCUAUCGGAGCCAUGGGUGAGGCUAAGGUCCUGCUGUUGGUUCUUCUGAUUGGUUGGGAGAAGUCGUUAUGUCUCAACUGGAACCCAGUCCCACGCAAGACGGUCAGAUACCAUGGUGAGUAGAUACAGGCCAUACCAUGUCUGCGCCUGAAAUGGAACCCUAUUGACCAGAGCCCAUAGGGAAUAGGGUACUAUUUCAGAUGCAGCCUAUAUUAACUGUUCACAGUCACUCAGUUUCCUGUUCUCCUGUUGUCGACUGUCUGUUUUAAGUCCAGCGGUCAAUGAAAAAACGAUAUAUAAUUUCAAAAGAGGAAGUAACUUACUUCUGCCUCAUUGUCACUCAUAUUCCACAUAACCACCUCACACCUUUAUUCUGUCCUUUCUUUUCCUCCACUUCCUUCUCUUUCUUCUCCUUUUUAUCUCACUCCUCCCUCCUUUCUUUGCUUUCAGCCCUGCUAAGAACCAAACAGCCUGUACUGUUUUCACAAAGACAUCACACUUCAGCUCCACUUAGCAAGACUGCUGUUAUAUAAAAGCAGCCCCCUUUUCUGUCGUCUUUUCUUAUUCCCAUCUUCCCCACACUCCUUUUCCUGUCCCUGACUCACACUCAACCGUCAUUGUUGGUGGUGAGCGGUGAGGGGUGUGGAUGGGAAUACAAUGGAAAAAACUAUCGACAAGCAGUCAAUACCAGCUUGAGAGACACUGCUAGCGGUAACUCACAACUCCUGCUCACUCAACUCUAGUCAAUCCACAGGCUCAUCCCAGACCAAUAAACAGACUUGGUAAACAUUCAACAGGCAAUGCAAACAGCCAUGCAGCACGCUGCAUUAGAGCGAGAGAGCGAGCGCAGAGAUAGCGAGAGAGAGAGAGAGCGACGAGCUGAGAGACUGGAAGAGAGAGAGAGAGAGAGAGCUCUCUCUAUCGAGAUCUAUAGCUCGCGAGCUCGAGCUCUCUCGAUCGUCCUAUAGCUAUAAGCUCAGAUCUAGAUAGAUCUAUCGCUCGCUCUCUCCUCGCCCUCUCUCUGCUCUCUUGACAAAUAGAGUUGAAAGAAAGAGAGACGAGCAUAGGACCGAAGCCGGGGGGAGCGCAAGCAGAGAGAAAGAGAGAGCAGAGAGAAAGAGAGGAGCAGGGAGCAGACUGCCUUAAAAGGACAGGAAAUAGCUUCACAUGAGCGAGAGGAGCAACGGAGUGAGAAAGAGACAGAAAAGACAAGGACACACAAAGCGCAGAACGUUUACAAAGUGUUUUAUGUCACGUGGAGCUGUCUCUCUGCACACGCAGAUCACAUAAACAUGAACUCUGUGUGUGGUGCGUGUGUGUGUGUGUGUUGGACCAGAAGUCCUCACCAGGAUAGUAAAACAAGGAUAAUUCGGACAAGUGACAUUUCGCCGGUCCCCACAAGGAAAAGGGUUAUUUUAGGUUUAGGGUUAAGGUUAGGGUUAGUUAAAGGGUUAAGGUUAAGUUUAGGGUUAGGGGUUAUGGAAAAUAGGAUUUUGAAUGGGAAUCAAGUCUUUGGUCCCCACAAGGAUAGUAAAACAAAUGUGUGUGUGUGUUUGUAUGCAGUUUGGUGUGAGCAAACGUGGGACAAUAAAGAGAGAGAGAGAGAGAGAGAAGAGAGACCCAGAGUGUGUGUAUGAAUAAUGCUUAGCCUGGCUGUGUGAGGGAUUUAGUACUCCCAGGCAGUUUGGGGUGGGUGGUGAUGAUGGGGGAAGGGGGGGAGAUCGGAGCAGAGAUAAUGUUUACUCCCUCUCUCCCCCCACCCAAGCCCAGGCCACGCCUCUAUAAUUAUGUGUGGCUUAAAGUCAUUUAGGUUGCGAAGGGGGAAAAACACAAACACUUUGAACUGCUUCUUCUCUCUCUCUCUAUUUCUACUUUCUACUAGUUUGUUUGAAAAGCCAGCAGGAUGCUUUGAUGCAGAGAAUGAGACUAAAACUUAAAAGGAAAAACCAAAGCAAAUGAGUGGUGCUGAUUGAACGAGAGAGAUAGAAUGAGGAUGUGAAGUGAGACCAUCCAGAAGAGGGAUGGGGGAUGGACUUUUUCAUUUCUUCUCUCUCCCUCUCUCUCUCAUCACUCUCUCUCUCUCUCUCCCCUUCGAAAGGGGGGCUCUCUCAUUCUCUCUCUCAUCUCUCUCUCUCUCUCUUCUCUCCUCUCUCUCUCUCUCUCUCUCUCUCUCUCUCGCCCACCAAUUACAGUAAUGAGUGGUUGGGAGGGAUGCACUCACUAACUGUAAGUCGCUCUGGAUAAGAGCGUCUGCUAAAUGACUAAAAUAAAUACAGAUAAUAGAUGGAUAAAGUUGGGGUGGGUAUGUGCGUGAUUGGGGGAGGACAGACAGAGAGAGAGAUACAUCAUCCAUCCAUCCAUCCACACACUAUCUGACAUGAGUGUCACUCACCCCCCACCUUCCAUCUCUCCAUCCCUCCAUCCUCCAUCUUCCACUAUGUCCUGAUUGAAUGGGAUUAAUAGUAUGGAGCAGAUGUGACCUAGAGUGGAGUAGAGGGGCUUUAAAUCGUAUUGUUCUGUAAACAGCUGGGGGUCUGUCACAAAACGGCUAUGAUUUUCAUAAAUCCAUCCACGUGCCGUUCUCUCUCUCUAGGCAGGUUGAAGUAGGCACUCUUAACCACGGCACUCUUCUUCAGAAAGGUCAUUUGUGGAAUAAAUCAACAACUCCUCCACUUGUCCUGUUGUUGUGUUAAUCCACUUUUAACAUUUCCUCUCCAUGUUUGCCCUCCCACUCCUCCCCCAUCUCUCCCAAUCCCCUUCAUCUCUCUCACCACUCCCUUUCCUAAUCUACAGCAAUUACACAGUGCUUCCCAUCUCCCUCUCUCUGCUCUCAUUCUGUCUCAUGCCUUGACAUUCAAUACAACACUCUGAAGUUUCCCUAGUCUCCUGAUGCAACAACUGGGUUUGCGUGUGUCUGUCCGUGAUACUAAUGUUUGUGUGUACGUUUAUCCCCAUGUGGGUACCUGACUUGAGGGAUUGUACCAGGAAUGAGGGAUUGUGUGUGUGUGUGUGUGUGUGUGUGUCUUUUGUAGUGGGUGGUGUGCUGUACAGUGUGUAUGUCUCCUUAUUUCUUGGUCUGUGUUGCUGCUUCAAAGAUCCUAAAAUAGCCCUUUAAUUAUAGUGCAGUGUGUGAGCUCCUCCAUGGUUAGCAACUAUAAGCAGACCCUGGCAGUAUUUAUAGUAAAGCACUCAAAGAAAAGAAGGAGCAUUAGCUUGCUGGAGAAGAGAGGAGAGGCUGGAGCAGCAGCAUACAUGGAGGCACAUCAGAGGAGAUCUAAACUAGUCCUGGAUCAGUCUUAACUGAGCCCUGCUCUCUGCUCCCUGGACCGCCUGGCCUGGCCUGCUUCUCUGCUGCUCUGGCCUCCCUCCCUCCUUCCAACAGACUGACCCUGAGCUCGCCCACAACGGCACACACAGAAACACACACACACAGAUACACACAGAAACACACACACAGAUACACAGAAACACACACACACACACACACCCACAUAACUAGAGCGGGGCAUCACAGAGAUGGGAGUAUAGAACUCCUUAAGUGUAGUGGCUAGCUAACAUCACAGGGAGACAGAGCGCUGGUGCUCUUGUUACCAUAGAAGCCAUAAAACUGACCUCGGCACAUCUCAAGAGUUCAGCUGUAGAGAGACACAGACCUCUGCUGCUUCACCCACAACCAACAUUUUAUGUGUUUGCAGUUUUCCCUUUUGUGUGUGUGUGUGUGUGUGUCUGUGUGUGUGUGUGUGUGUGUGUGUGUGUGUGUGUGUGUGUGUGUGUGUGUGUGUGUGUGGACGUGUUUAACUAUACUUUUGGGGACCAGAAGUCCCGACAAGAAUAGUAAACGAACAAAAAUCUGACCAACUGGGGACAUUUUGUUAGUCCCCACAAGGUCAAAUACUAUUUAAAUAAUAAAAUAAAAUAAUAUGCCAUUUAGCAGACACUUUUAUCCAAAGCGACUUACAGUCAUGCGUGCAUACAUAUUUUGUGUAUGGGCGGUCCCGGGGAUCGAACCCACUACCUUGUUGUUACAAGCGCCGUGCUCUACCAGCUGAGCUUUCUAGGGGGUUUAGGGUUAAGGUUAGAAUUAGUGUUAGAAUUAGGGUUAGGGUUAGGAGCUAGGUUUAGGGUUAAGGUUAGGUUAGGUUUUUGGGUUAGGGUUAAGGUUAGGGUUAGGGUUAGGGUUAAGGUUAGGGUUAGGAUAAGGGUACAGUACGGUAUGGGUACGGCUACGGGUUAGGUUUGGGGUUAGGGGUUAGGGAAAAUAGGAUUUUGAAUGGGACUGAAUUGUAUGUCCCCACAAGGUUAGCUGCGCAAGACUGUGUGUGUGUGUUUGUGUGUGUGUGUGUGUGUGUGUCUCAUCUGUUGGAGUCAUUAGAUCUUCUCUUUGCUCUCAUUUCUGUGGCAUGUUCCUCCUUCCCCUUUCAUUAUAUUUUCCCUUACUAGUACAGUCUCUCCUCUUAUGUUGUUACUUUAAUGUCUGGUAUCUGUUCAUAAUAACUGCUAAAUCAGACAAAGACCCCUCAUUCCACUGUAUUAAAAAUACCAAAAGAUUUUUGAGUGGAUUUUUCCUUUAAGGCCCCCUACCACGCAUACAGGCCUCAGGGUUGCCCCUGUGUGGUGACAGACGGGAAGUGCAGCCUCCCAUAACAGCAUGCAAUGACGCUGCCACUAAUAAUUGUAAACAACCCCCUUCAAGCUCUGCAAAACUUUCUGUGAAUGUGGAGAAACAUUAUUGUCACUAAGCAGGUACCCAGGAGGGUUGUUUGGCAGUGUGUGUGGCGGGGGGAAGGUUUGUGUGUGUGUAUAUGAGUGAGUGUGUUUGAGUGCACAACCGUUUAUGUGUAAGCACGCGUGUGUGUUUACAUGGGUGCAAGUGUGUGUGAGUAUGUGUGUUAUAGUGUGUGUGUGUGUGUGCGUGUCAACGGCAGACAUUUUCUGGCUGUGUAGAACCUAGCAGAUGUGCUCUGGGCUCCCUUGAGGAUGUCUCGUCUCCUCUCUUCUCGUCUCUCCUCAUCCAGCACACGCGCCCAUACCCUCCAACGUUUAUACGCUGCUGCUCUCUAGAUAAUAACUCUAGUUCCACCUGUAUUCCCUUCUCCCACCGCCUGUCCCCUCAAGUUUCCUCUACUUUCCUCCUUAUCCUGUCUUUCUAUACCUCCUUGCUCUGUUUCUCUCUCUCUCUCUCUCUCACACCCCCACCCCUUCCUCUCUCUCUGACUUGCUGUCCUCCACCCCACCACCUCCUAUAGUUCUGGUGUGUUGAUAUACCAUCAAACUAGGCCAGGAAGGAAGUCACAUGACGUGCCCACCAUAAAUCAGAAGUGAAGUCUCUUCCCCCUCCUGUAGGAUCUCAGGUUUUAUUUUUAGAGGAAUAGGAAUAUUAUUAUUCAAUUCAUGAUAUCACUUUACUGAGGCUUGCCUCAUUUUUCGCACAUGACUUCCCUUUGCUAAGAGCGAGACGUAGAGACACGACAGGGAACAGAGGUGUGGAUAAUGGAAACCAAACUGCAUUUGUGCUCUGUCAGUUUCUCCCUGUGUGUUUGUCUUUUACUGCAUUGUGUGUGUGGCUGUGUGUGUAUGUGUGUGGCUGGGUGUGUGUGGCUGGGUCUGUAUGUGUGUUGGGAGGGGUGUAUGUGUGCUUGGGCCUUUACCUGUGUCUCUGUGUGUGUACCACUUUGAUGAAAGAGAAAGUAAUCAACAUCACACUGGUGCUGAACUCCCAAUAUGGUUCCAAAGGUGCUUGAUUUGUGGACAAUACUUCGAUCUGCAAUGCCAUCAGGUCAAGACGUGUGUGUUUCUAACAGUAUUGACUAUGUAUGUGUGUUCCUCUACAGAGGUGCUGGACAGCAUGGCCAGGUUCCAGGCUCUAGGUGUGUGGAACUACACCAUGGUGACCCUAGCUGAACACGAGAGGGUUCUAUAUGUAGGAGCUAGAGAGGCCCUGUUCGCCCUGGACCCUAAUGACAUCAGCAGACAGCUACGACCUCAGGUAACUACACACAGACAGACACAUGCACACACACACACACACACACACACACACACACCUCAGCACAGCAGACACCAAUGACAGCUACAACCUUAACCCCAUAGACAUGCUACACGAGUGCAGUCAAUUUCUUGUGCAACAUUCCUUCACUUUGUUGUAUGGCAAUACAGUUUUCUGAUUCCGAUGCCGUCUGUUCAGUAGUGAAGGGGGAAGAAGGUGAUUACAUGAUUAUAGGAAUGUUAAUCAGUGUAAUUAGCCUCGUACAAUAAAGGCUUGGUAAAACGUCUUAACAUGCCUCUGUCCCUCUCAUCUCAUAUCCCACUCAGACAUAUACCAGCACUAUGGGGAUUGUUAUCUGAUUCAACAUUAUAAUGAGAAUGAAUUGGACUGUUGUGUGACUGAUGAUGAACAUGCAACAGUUCUGUGUUGUGAUCAUCCCAGUAAUUUGCAGCCCACCUGUUCACUGCUGCUCUGUCUACUGGGUGUAGAGGGAUGAUAGAGCCACUGGAUGCCACCUGCCCCACUAUGUCUUCACUCUGCACCUAUCUCAACAUCUGCCUUCUCCUCCCACUGUCCCUAUAUCCAUCUCUCUCUAUCUGUCUCUCUCUUUCUCUCUCAUCCAACUCUAUUUCUAUCUGUUACUGUCGCCGUCGCUCUCUUCCACUCAUCUCUCUCUCUCUCACUCACACAUCCCUCUCUCUAUUUCUCUCCCCUCCCUCUCUCUCUCCCUCUAUUUCUCUCUCUCCCUCAGAUUGAGUGGCCAGCACCACAGGAGAAGAAGAGAGAGUGUGCCACCAAGGGCAAGAACAACCAGGUACAUAUCCUAAAAAUUUCUGUUUACAUUUGAGUACCACCUUAGACUGAGUACCCCCUUAGACUGAGUACCCCCUUAGACUGUGUGAGUCGAUGGUUAUUGCUAUAAAUGGUUGAAUAGUAUGCUUCAGUCUCAGUCCCAUCUUUCCCCCUCCCACAGACGGAGUGCUUCAACUACAUCCGCUUCCUGCAGAGCUACAACCACACCCACCUCUACACCUGUGGAACCUAUGCCUUCCAGCCCAAAUGCACCUACAUCGUGAGUGGCUUUCAAUGGCCGGGCCCUGGUCAAAAGUAGUUUACUAUAGAGGGGAAAUGCUGCCAUUUGGGACAAACAAGGCCAACUUCAUCCCACUCCCUCUGUCAGGAGGUUUUAUUAGAGUUGAGCUGUCCUUGUGGUGGCUUCACAGCUAUCAGCACCACUGACAAGGUGUCAUGUCUCGUAUCUUCUAUCUGACGCUUCCACACCACAUCCUCCCUAAGGCUGAAUCCUCUGUGUCAAAGGAAAGAAUAUCCAAUGCCAACGAAGCCGUGGUAUCUGGCUCUAAAUGUGUUUGUAACGGUGAUAUGAUAAGACAGUGUGGUGGAUGCAGGGAGCGAGAACUGUGGUUCCUGUUACAAAUGUUGUCACGGACAGACAGAGCCCGGAGCUGUGUUAGACUGACCACUGACCACUUGUGUCUAUGCAUGUGUCCACAGAAUGCAGACCACUUUAGUCUCAACCCUGGCUCCCUUGAGGAUGGGAAGGGCAAGUGUCCCUACGACCCAGCCAAGGGCCACACAGGCCUCAUAGUGGGUAGGUCAUCUAUUCUGUUUUAUUCUAUUCUGUUUGAUUCUAUUCUAUGUGUAAGUGUUCUCUAAUUGUGCCUAUCCUGCCUGUCUCUGUGUCUCCCAGACAAGGAGCUGUAUUCAGCGACACUGAAUAACUUCCUGGGCACUGAGCCUGUGAUCCUGAGGAACCUGGGACAGCAACACUACAGCAUGAAGAGUGAAUACCUGCCGGCCUGGCUCAACGGUGAGAGAGAGAGAGAGAGAGAGAGAGAGAGAGAGAGAUGAGAGAGAGAGGAGAGGAGAGAGAGAGAGAGAGAGAGGAGGAGAGGGAGAGAGAGAGAGGAGAGGAGAGGAGAGAGGAGAGAGAGAAGAGAGAGAGAGAGAGGAGGAGGAGAGAGAGAGAGGUGUCAGAGUCUAUGGGAAAGAGUUGGAGAUGAGAAAUUAGAUAAGAAAAGGAGAGGAGAGGGUUAGAGGCUAAAAGGAGCAGAGAAGCAGUGAGAUGGAAAAAGCAGGUGAGAGGUGGAAAGAUGAGGUUAGAGGAGUGGACAGGAGGGAUACAUGAGAGAAGAGGGGUUAGAGAUAGAUAAGGGAAGGUGAGAGGGUGUAAGAUGAGAUGAGGUUAGAAGGUUAAAUAGUAGCGUAUUUGAGAGGAUGGGCGAUUAGGGGGAGUGGAAGUGGCAGUGUGUGUGCACAUGUGUGUGACUGUGCAGUCAUACAUGCGUGUUCAUGUCUCGUGUGUGUGUGUUGUCCCCACAGAGCCUGACUUUGUGGGCUCGGCCCUGGUGAGGGAGAGCAGUGGCAGUAAGGAGGGGGACGAUGACAAGAUCUACUUCUUCUUCAGUGAGAGAGCUGUAGAGCUGGACUGUGACACAGAGCUCACUGUGGCCAGGGUGGCCCGCGUCUGCAAGGUAGGCUACACGCAUACAGUACCAGUCAAAAGUUUGGACACACCUACUCAUUCCAGGGUUUUUCUUUAUUUUUUACUAUUUUCUACAUUGUAGAGUAAUAGUGAAGACAUCAAAACUAUGAAAUAACACAUAUGGAAUCAUGUAGUAACCAAAAAAUUGUUAAACAAAUCAAAAUAUAUUUAAUAUUUGAGAUUCUUCAAAUAGCCACCCUUUGCCUUGAUGACAGCUUUGUACCCUCUUGGCAUUCUCUCAACCAGCUUCAUGAGGUAGUCACCUGGAAUGCAUUUCAAAUAACAGGUGUGCCUUGUUAAAAGUUAAUUUGUGGAAUUCCCUCCCUUCUUAAUGUGUUUGAGCCAAUCAGUUGUGUUGUGACAAGGUAGGGAUGGUAUACAGAAGAUAGCCCUAUUUGGUAAAAGACCAAGUCCAUAUUAUGGCAAGAACAGCUCAAAUAAGCAAAGAGAAACGACAGUCCAUCAUUACUUUAAGAACUUUAAAAGUUUCAAGUGCAGUCGCAAAAACCAUCAAGCGCUAUGAUGAAACUGGCUCUCAUGAGGACCGCCACAGGACUGGAAGACCCAGAGUUACCUCUGCUACAGAGGAUAAGUUAAUUAGAGUUAACUGCACCUCAGAUUGCAGCCCAAAUAAAUGCUUCACAGAGUUCAAGUAACAGACACAUCUCAACAUCAACUGUUCAGAGGAGACUGCAUGAAUCAGGCCUUCAUGGUCGAAUUGCUGCAAAGAAACCACUACUAAAGGACAUCAAUAAGAAGAAGAGACUUGCUUGGGCCAAGAAACACAAGCAAUGGACAUUAGACCGGUGGAAAUCUGUCCUUUGGUCUGAUGAGUCCAAAUUUGAGAUUUCUGGUUCCAACCGCUGUGUCUUUGUGAGACGCAGAGUAGGUGAACGGAUGAUCUCUGCAUGUGUGGUUCCCACCGUGAAGCAUGGAGGAGGAGGUGUGAUGGUGUGGGGGUGCUUUGCUGGUGACACUGUCAGUGAUUUAUUUAGAAUUCAAGGCACACUUAACCAGAAUGGCUACCACAGCAUUCUGGUUUGCGCUUAGUGGGACUAUCAUUUGUUUUCAACAGGACAAUGACCCAAAACACACCUCCAGGCUCUGUAAGGGCUAUUUGACCAAGAAGGAGAGUGAUGGAGUGCUGCAUCAGAUGACCUGGCCUCCACAAUCACCUGACCUCAACCCAAUUGAGAUGGUUUGGGAUGAGUUGGACCGCAGAGUGAAGGAAAAGCAGCCAACAAGUGCUCAGCAUAUGUGGGAACUCCUUCAAGACGGUUGGAAAAGCAUUCCUCAUGAAGCUGGUUGAGAGAAUGCCAAGAGUGUGCAAUGCUGUCAUCAAGGCAAUGGGUGGCUACUUUAAAGAAUAUAAAAUGUAAAAUAUAUUUUGAUUUGUUUAACACUUUUUUGGUUACUACAUGAUUCCAUAUGUGUUAUUUCAUAGUUGUGAUGUCUUCACUAUUAUUCUACAAUGUAGAAAAUAGUAAAAAUAAAGAAAAACCCUUGAAUGAGUAGGUGUGUCCAAACUUUUGACUGGUACUGUACAUGGCUACACACACACACUCUCACAUACACACACACAUACACACACUGCCACCGGAACACACACACAAGCACACCACUCAAUCCUACUCUGGGUAGUGGUAGGUAACUGCUCACUUACUUUUUACACUGAGACACAAACACUUCCAACUCUCGUUUCACUCUUUCUUUACAGUCACUACCCUCACCCAGUUCUAUCCUUAUUAGGUAUCAAUAGUUAUCAGGAGAAGUUACGAGUUAUGAGCUCAGAGUUUGCCAUCCACUAUGAUUACAUCAUACAACCCGUUGUUUUUCCUGGUGAGGUCAAAGGAGUCUGGAUAAACCCUUGCCCGUAGACUACCUCUCCUAACUCUUCCUCUGUCUCUUCACAAGUCUAUCUGACCCUGUUCAUCAGUGUGAUCACUUUCUCUCCUUUACAAUCACUCUUCUCACCCAAUUCCAUCCUACAAUGGUAUCAAAAACCAUCAGCAAAUAUUCUGGAAGUGAACUGAUUUUCCCAUCCACACUGGCAAUAUGCCACCUCUCCUGAUUCCUGUCACCUGACUGACUCUUGUGUGUCUCUCCCUUCAGGGUGAUCUGGGGGGCACCAGGACCCUGCAGAAGAAGUGGACCACCUUCCAGAAGGCCAGGCUGGUGUGUUCUCUCCCCGAGCGACACGUCACUUUCAACAACUUGCGGGCAGUCUUCACCCUGCCCGGCCCUGAUUGGCGCACCACCACCUUCUAUGGCAUCUUCCACGCCCAGUGGUGAGUCACAAUAACACUACCGCCAGGGGGUUCGAUGUGCCAAAGAGAAUAGGCUCUCUCUCUCCAACUUAGCACUUUUACUAACACUGGGUUGGUGUGAAUUCUUAUUCUACAGUAUCUAAACUUUUCCAAUGCUUUUGAAAAUAUUAUAUUAUGCCCAGAAUUACAGUUUUACUAGCCUUGAGUCAGCUAACGUGUCUUCUCUGUGUAUAGACCUUUUGAAUUAUGUUAUUAUCUCCUAGUAAAGCACAACCAUCAUUAUAUAUCUUCAUAUCCUAUUUCAUACAAACAGACAAUGUAAAAUGACUACAGAAAUAACACUUUUGCUAAUAAUCUUAAGCCCAUCGUUUUGCUGUUCUCUCCCGUCCCAGGGGUGAUGUGGAUGUGUCAGCGGUGUGUCAGUACCAGAUAGGGGAGGUGAAGAAGGUGUUUGACGGCCCUUAUAAGGAGUACAGAGACGCGUCCCAGAGAUGGGGUCGAUACACUGGCACUGUCCCCAGCCCACGGCCCGGAGCGGUGAGUGAUGGAGGGAGGGAGGGUGAGGCGGGGGGGUAGAGAAAAAGAGAGUGAGCGGGGAGAGAGAGGGAGGGAUGCGGAGGAAUAGAGUGACUUGGACAGGGAGAGUCUGGAGAGUGAUCAGAGCCAACAAGCAAUGCCAGUCUGUCCCGCAACUAACAAUGUUCCUUGUUUCUUCCCCCCUCUCUCUCUCUCUCUCUCUCUCUCUCUCUCUCUCGCUCUCAUCCCUCUGUUCUCUCCUCUCUGUCUUGCCUCUCCUUUCUUCUUCACGGUGCAGUGCAUUACAAGCUGGCACAGGGAGAAUGGCUACAACAGCUCUCUUCAGCUGCCAGACGCCACCCUCAACUUUGCCAAGAAGCACCCUCUGAUGGAGGAGAAGGCACAGGCUCGCCCCCUACUGCUCACCAAGGGUAUCAACUUCACCCGCCUGGCAGUGGACCGGGUCAGCGCCCUGGACACACGGGCAUACAACAUGCUCUUCUUAGGCACAGGUAACUAUUGACAGGACAUACAAUAUGGGCUAAGAAUCUACCCACUGAAGAUGGUCGAGUUAGAAGUUGCCGCAGAUUCAGAAUAUUUCUUACCUUACCCCCAUUCCUAAGCUUAACCACAAUGGGGGAAACACAAAACUGACUGAAAUCAGUGUACUGUUUAAGAACUUCCCAUACGCAACAUAAAAGUAUAGGACCAAGACAGGUCCCAGAUUAACCCAUAUGCCCACUAAAGAUGCCCUGAACCACAGAUGUAGGAUCAGUUUACUUUACGCCCAAUCCCAAGAAAACGCUCAAGAAGACCCACAGUUUGCCUGAGAUCAGUGUUCAGGUGGUUUCAGAACUUCAUCCUACUCCCAUAAGAUUGUCUUACGUCAGAUAGCACGACGACUCCAGCUACAUGGCCAGUUGAAGACUGCAUGUGGCGUAGGAAGGACAAUGCCUGUCUGGAGACAAUGACUUUCAUAAAUAACAUACAGUACAUCCAACUACAGUAGCUGCUUCCCAUUAAGUAGCCUACUACUUAUAAUUCCACUCACUGCAGUGCAGUGUAGAGUGAAUCCCUGACUGUGCCUGCGGUGUGUUGGAGGCCCAUGACUGUCAGAGAGACGAUGGGCUCAGUAGUUUGGCAGGCCCCCUGCUGCCUUGCUUCACAGCACAAACUCAACGGGGCCCUUGGCACACGUACACACUGCCAAUUGGGCUGCAGGCUUGAUUAGCUAUUAACUGCAGGAGGAUGACAGCUGAUGCGGAGAGAACGGGUCUGGCGAGGGCGGUUAGAAAUGGAGGAUGGGAUUGGGGGAUUAGCCGAAAUGCUCUCGACACAGCGAGAGAGGAGCAUGAUACGUCAUGCAUGAUACAGCAUUUACGUGUUUGUGUGUGUGAGUGUUUGUUUGUACUUGUGUGUGUAUGUGUGUGUUGCUGCUCUGCUUUGUGCCAGGCUCCCGUCUGGUCCAGGGUCAGUCCCUCACAUUAUCCGUGACAGUUCCACUGUGGUGAGGGCAGGAGGCAGGGCAGGCUCAGCACACACAGCAGAUCUCUGCUCAUAAAAGCACCAUAAACACAGACAAACAUACAAUGUCACACCGCCGGCAGCAGCAGCUCAAUCGCCAUUCAAAGCAGGGGAUGUAAUCUUGAUCACAAUAUUACCCAAAGAGUAAACUACAGUACAAUAUUCUGAAAUGAUAUUCAUCUCUCUCUUCUCAUCCUACAUACUGCUUUCCUCUUUAUUCCCUCUUCUCUUUUCCUUCCUCUAUCUUUCUUCCUCUCCUCUCGUCCUACUCUCUUUUCUCUCUCCUCUACCAAUGCCUCCUCAUCCUCUCCUCCCCUCUUUCCUCUCCUAUUUUGCUCCCCCUCUCCUCUUCUCCUCUAGCGGAUGGCUGGUUACAGAGGGUAGUGAUCCUCGGCUCUGAGGCCCAUGUGAUUGAAGAGAUACAGCUGUUUGAUUCUCCCCAGCCAGUGGACAGCCUGACCAUCUCUCACACCAAGGUAACAAUCAACACUAAGUCUAGGAGUUUUCCCCAGCUCUACACAUAGACCAACAAGGUGUACUUGUUCAUCAAGCUGCCUCACACUACAGAAACAGGAGGUUGGCUCCUGCCCUAUGGGGCCGUUCUGAGUUUACUUACACAUAGACCAUCACUGGACCAAGAGUAUGCCCUGAUCAUGUGACCCAACUAGGAAAGACUCCGGGCCCUACUCAUCACCAUUGUCUGAAUGUCACCACUCUGUUUCACUGACAUUACACUCACAUACUGAUCCUUAUCUAAUUAAACCAGGCUUUUCCUGGCCAGCUAUUUCAUAACAAGCUUUGCUCUCUAGCCAAACAUAGAAAGAAGAGGGUAGGGAAAACAAAAUGUUAUUGUAAUUGAGAGUGAUUAUCCCAUUAUCUUUAUCUCCGCUGCCCUCUGUCUGACUUGUUCUUUUUCUGUUUCUCCCAUCCUCCCCUCCUAUCUCUAUCUCCUCCCUUUCUCUUUUUCCCCUCUUUCUCUCUCUCUCUCUCUCUCUCUCUCUCUCUCAACCCCCCUCUCUCUCUCCCUCUCUGUCUGCCUAUGUCUGCAGAAGUACUUGUACAUUGGCUCACGUUCAGAAGUGCUCCAGCUUCCCUUGGCUAACUGCAGCCGCUAUCAGUCGCAGCCAGACUGCCUUCUGUCCCGGGACCCCUACUGUGCCUGGGACAGUGAGGGUCGCGCCUGUGUCCGCAUCGACCUCCACCGCGGGUGAGCAUGUCUGCCUCUCCCCUCCACUCCCCCUCUGCCCCUUUUUAGUGGUUCUGCCUCCCCCUCUUCUACCUGCCCCCUUCUCUCCUCUGUCCCUGCUCAGUGGGCUGGGUCUACCUGUGCUUGCUCAGUGGGCUGGGUCUACCUGUGCUAGCAGCAGCUUAGUGGAGGCCAGUAGCAGAAGGUGGAGGCCAGUAGCAGUUAUUAAUGCCUGUUCUCUGUGCUCUCUGUUUCCACAGGUCUACCUCCUCCCUAUCCCAGGAUCUGAUGCUGGAGAGAUUCAGCAGGGGCAAAGCCAAGUUUGACAAGCCAGUGGCCAUCCCCAGCCCUGGUAAGUGGGAGAGAAACUGGACUGGUGGCCCCUUGUGGCAAUAGCUGAUCACUACAGUUGUAGUUAUUUUUGAUAGGUAUUGAAUGGAUUUGAAAGGGAAGGGGAAAGGGGGAUACCUAGUCAGUUGUACAACUGAUUGCAUUCAACUGAAAUGUGUCUUCCUCAUUUAACCCAACCCCUCUGAAUCAGAGAGGUGCGGGGGGCUGCCUUAAUUGACAUCCACGACAUCGGCGCCCGGGGAACAGUGGGUUAACUGCCUUGCUCAGGGACGACAGAUGUUUACCUUGUCAGCUCGGGGAUUCAAUCCAGCAACCUUUCGGUUACUGGACCAACGCUCCUACCCGCCAGGCUACCUGCCGCGAGCUUAGAAUUUAGUAAUUGAAUCAAGUUUAAUUGAGUUCAGUUGAACUAAGUGAAUUGAACUGAAUUGAGAUGAGUUGAAUUUAGAGUUCAGGAAUUAAACUUAUUGGCUAACACAUACCCUCUCUCUCUCCCAGACAACUCUCGACUGAGGAAUGUGACAGUAGUGGUGGAAUCAGACAUGGUGCUGCCCUGCCAGCUGGUGUCCAACCUGGCCCAGCCCUCCUGGCUCCUCAACGACCGGGAGCUGCAGCUAGGAGACGAGGAGGCCGGGGGGCCACGCUUCGACCGGGCCCUGAAGGCUCUGGUGGUCCCCAACGUGAUGCCGGUGCACGCAGGACGCUACGUGUGCUACUCGGAGGAGCAGGGGGUCAAGUUUCAGACAGAGCGCUACCAGGUGUCGGUGGUGGCCAGUUCUCCUGUGGUCAUGGCGGCCCGGGCCCCUGACGGCAGCAUGGGUCUGUUCUGGGUGAUGGUUAUCACCCUGGGGGCCGCCUGUCUACUACUACUGGUGGUAGCUUUGUAUCUGAGGAGGCGUCUGAAGCUGGCCCUAGGUAAAGGAGCGGACAUGAAGCCCCUGGAAAGCACCCUGGUCUACCCCAUCACCCUGCCCAAGGAGCCACCCACCUUCGUGCCCAGCAAGAUGCCCAGCGACGAGGACCGCUUCUGGGAGACGGGCGCCAACUACUACUACUCAGACGGCUCGCUGAAAAUCGUUCCCGGCCACGCCCUGUGCCCCAGCAGCCAGUCUCACCACCACGCCCCCACGGCGUCUCCCAGCGCCAUCCCCGGCCAGCCCAUCCACUCCCCCAGCCGGCUCAGCCUCACCAACAUCAGGGGCUCUGGCAGCAACGGCUACAUCCGCCUCAACCUGAGCUCGGCCGGGGAGGAUAGGGUUAGCGGGGGUGGUUCUGGUGGAGGAGGGCUGGGGCUGGGGCUGAGCGGGGGCGGGAACGACUAUUCCAGCCCUUUCAAGGAGGAGCUGCGUCGGACCCUGCAGCAGAGGAGCGUGCUGCCUGAUGCCAACCCUGAAGAGUCGUCUGUGUAG